AUGUCAACAGGAGGCCUGAAUAUCGUCAUAGUAGGGGCAGGGAUUGCUGGCCUGACCGCAGCCGUCGGCCUACGUAAGAGCGGUCACAAAGUGACUCUACUCGAGAGAUCUUCCUUGGUCCAGGAAGUCGGGGCCGCAAUUCAUCUUGCCCCGAAUUGUAGCGGGAUCCUGAAGCGGCUUGGGGUGUCUUAUGAGAGCGUUGGCGCGAAUCCAACCAACGGGAUGGCGGAAUACGACUUUCAAGGAGUGAAGCGCUUGGAGAUUGAGUUCGUUGGAGCUGCCAAGAUGUGGGAAAAUCCCUGGCUUCUCGGUCACAGAGUUUCACUACAUAAUGAACUCAAACGACUUGCUACUGGCCCAGAUGGUGAGGGGAUGCCAGCAGAGCUACGACUUGACGCUCGCGUGGUUGACGUUGAUACCGAGACCGCGACCGUAACGCUGGAAAACGGCUCCGAGAUCAGAGGAGAUUUUGUCAUUGGGGCCGAUGGUGUCAGUUCUGCUACAAGGCGUGCGGUGGCCGGUGACACUACCAAACCCUUUUCGUCCGGGAAGAGCGCAUUCCGAUUCCUUGUACCCAAGGAUAAAGUCCUCGCCAACCCUGACGUUAGGCAUUUGGUUGAAAAGGAAGGCUACAUGGUCAUCUGGUACGGCUCAGACCGGCGUCUGAUCAUGUAUCCGUGCUCCAAUAAUACGACCAUGAAUUUCGUGGGAAUCCAUCCAAGCCACCUUUCAGCCGCUUCCAAGGGGGAGGACCCUAGCACGCUAAUGGUCUGGACAUUGCUUGAUAUGGAGGAAUUAUCACACUGGGUGAAGAAUAAGGUGGCAUUACUUGGAGACGCUGCUCACCCUUUUCUACCUUACCAAGGGCAAGGCGGAGGCAUUGCGAUCGAAGACGCUGCCUGCAUAAGUGUACUCUUUCCGCCCAACACGCCAAAGAAUGAGAUUUCAGAACGGCUCGCCCUGUUCGAGAAGAUACGAAUGCAGCGUGCCCAUAAGGUUCAGUAUUUUACUCGACUGGCCGGUGCUGAUAUCGACGUCAGGAACGACAAGCUCAACAUCAACGAGUUCACCAACUACAACUUUGGACAUGACGAGUGGCACAACUCCACUCAUGAACUUCGCAAGUGGCUCUGGUGUCGCAACGGAAACACAUAUAUGCGUCAGCCCACGUCUUUCGGGCCCAUGAUCAGCCCCCGCCAGGAUCACUACGGCAGACCAAUACCUUCAAAGAACGCAAGGUUCAGGACAUACUCGAUCAAGUUCAAGUCGUCUGUCACUUACCUGCGCACGCUCUUCCCAAGCCCGAGUUACAGCUUCACAAACCCAGGGACUCUCGUCAACGCCACGUUCGUCUGCACCGAGCUGAGCAACCUGGACUGGCUGGCCGGCGGCGGGUAUACCUUGUUUGGCCUAUGGAUCCACGGUGUUAAGUACACCAGGAGGGACAAAUGGGAGCUCUUUGGGUCUUUCUUGCCGGUGCUGUUUGAGAAUCUGGCUGACCCAGUCAUCACCGGCAGGGAGGAAGUGGCCAUGCCGAAGCUGUUCUGUGAUAUCGAUGUCGUUCGUGAUGAGAAAUCUGUCAAGAUGACGGCCGGGUGGAGGGGAGCCCAAUUCUUUAGCUGGGAGAUGGAUGAUUUGUCCGAGAAACCCGAAGACCGGUCGGCUGGCGUCACUAACACUACCGAAGUAGUCGUGCCUGCGGCGAUGGGUCCUCCACCACCUCCGGAGAAUGGUGUUCUGGUACACCGAUACGUCCCUGCUGUAGGUCAGAAGGGUACUGCGGAUGCGAACUAUGCAGUCUUCAUCAGCAAAGAAGGAGCUACAACUGAGCGCGUCGUCGAGAAGACGCUGACCGCACGAGAGGCACGCGUCACUACACAGGCAGGAGACUGGAGAACCUUGCCGACGCUGCACCAUGUGGCGACUGCGCUGGCCGAGGUGCCCAUCUACGAGAUUGUCGAGGCCAAGAUUGAGGAAGGACGCGGUAUCGAGGAUUUGUCACAAGCCGUUCGCAUAGAGUAG
Messenger RNA from Thyridium curvatum, 2022 nucleotides. RefSeq lists its product as uncharacterized. The transcript has 10 exons. Gene Ontology annotation, molecular function: FAD binding; lyase activity; monooxygenase activity. The record is from RefSeq and is a predicted model, not a curated record. Bases 1 to 2022 code for a protein of 673 amino acids. Lineage: Eukaryota; Fungi; Ascomycota; Sordariomycetes; Thyridiales; Thyridiaceae.